This is a messenger RNA of Aureobasidium uvarum, 945 nucleotides long. The record is from the annotation of a GenBank genome assembly. Lineage: Eukaryota; Fungi; Ascomycota; Dothideomycetes; Dothideales; Saccotheciaceae.
AUGUGCUUCAUUGAGAAACAGAUGCUGAAUUGUUCUUUGUGUGGUGGGCCCGCCAUUCCGUACAUUGUCCUCCUUGGAUGCCCUUUUGGCCAGAAAUGGGGUGACUGCAGUUGGGUUUUUGAGACUGUUGUUAACGUUACUAGAUCGCACCGUUCUUGUGCUGCACUUGACCAACUCUGCCGUGAUGCUCGUAUGGGCAUCACUACGGAUGCUCACCCAGCUCCUGUUCACGUUGACACUCGUAUGGACGUUGAUCCUCUCGCCGCUCCAUCUUUCACCACACUGGCUCGUACGACAUCGCUAGUUCCUGCUUAUGCUCACUCUUUUCCCGCUAGUUGGACUGCUGGCAGUGCCAAUGGCCUAUCAAGUGUUUUGACUUUGGCUACUCAACACCGUGACUUGCUCGUUCGCAUGGUCGAGGAGAUGGUCCCUACUGUCCAGGAUCUCCGCACAUCCAUCGCUCCCGUCGACUUCCGUCUCGCUCGCGUCAUCCAGUGGUCUGAAAACUGGAUAGCUGGUAUGGUCAUCGCUGCCAACUCUCACAUCUCAAAUGUCCACUCUGCCGAAUUCGAGAUCGCCAAUAACACUUCCUGGGCCGCUCAAGCCUCUAUCGACAUCACUAACAUUGAAGCUGGACUCGUCAACCAGACCGACCCCUUUGAGGGCGCAAUAGUCUGGCACAGAAGAUUCACUGACUUGUUUAUUCACCUUAGACGUGUUGCUGGUCAACUGUCGCCACCAAGACCUGUUACUGAGUCACCCCCACCGGUCAUGAGAAGACGUGGUGCUACUGCUGGACUCGAGGAGAUUAUUGCUAAUGACCACUCUGACUUUUUGCCGCAGCCUUCGUUUUAUCUGCCUGAGGGUGCGCUUUCUGAUGACGGUGAGUCUUCCGGUAGUUCUCACGACAAGGAGCAGGCCGAGUACAUGGAAUUUGAUGAGUAG